Molecule: messenger RNA, 831 nt
Organism: Macrosiphum euphorbiae (potato aphid)
Lineage: Eukaryota; Metazoa; Arthropoda; Insecta; Hemiptera; Aphididae
Source: the annotation of a GenBank genome assembly
AUGACUAGGAAACGAUUAAGAAUUACACCAGAGUUGGAGAACAAUAGAAUUGAGGAAGCGGUGACAUUAAAUAACAUGACGGAACAGAAUCGUAGCAACACGCAGUCCCAAAAUUACAGCCAUGCUGGUUCAUACUCGUCACUGUAUACAAUAUGUCAGAUAGUUGGAUUACUACUUGUAUUUUCUGUGUUUUAUUGGAUUAUCACUUUCCGAGGAGGAUUUGGAUUUACUGAAGCCCAAAUCAUAUUCAAUUGGCACCCACUGUUUAUGACAAUUGGUUUUAUUUAUUUAUUUGCAAAUUCUAUUCUUCAUUAUAGAACAUUCCGCAAUUUAAAAAAACGAGAUUUGAAAAAUCAUCAUGCAAUUAUUCAUGGUUGUAUAAUUGUUCUUGUAUUACUUGCUGGUUGGGCUUCUUUUGCUUCUCAUAUGUAUAGUAAUCCUCCCAUUCCAGAUUUGUAUAGUUUACACAGUUGGUUGGGUGUUGUUACCAUUUCAAUGUUCCUCUCUCAGUUUGUAAGUGGAUUUGUGUCCUUCUUGUUUCCUGGAAUAGCUGCACAAUAUAGGGAAGCUAUAAUGCCUUAUCACAUUUUCUUUGGAAUUUUCAAUUUUAUAUUGGCAAUCGCUACUGCAGUCCUUGGAUUCAGUGAAAAAUUAAUUUUUGCUUUGAAAGACACCUAUAGAACUUAUCCAAAAGAAGGACUGUUUGGCAAUUUUUUGGGCUUACUAUGUGUUUUUUACGGUGGAUUAGUAGUGUUCAUGGUAACAAAACCAGAAUUUAAGAGACAACCUAAACCUGAAGACGGUGUGCUGUUAACUGGAGCUUUAGAAUAA